AUGGCCCAAACUGCCCCAGCAACAUCCGUUGAGGAGGAGGACACCUCUUGUAGCAAACUGGUGGUUACGUUCCUGAUGUCAGCACUUGAGUCAAUGUGUAAAGAACUUGCUAAGUCCAAAGCAGAAAUUGCCUGUAUUGCUGUAUUUGAAGCAGAAGUAUUCAUAGUUGGAACUGAGAGCGGAAGAAACUUUAUCAAUUCUAGGAAAGAAAUUCAGAAGGAUUUUGUUAAAUACUGUAAGUGUCAAGAAGAGAAUGCUGCAGAUCUGAAGAAAACAAAGACACUGCCACCUGUAAAUGGACUGACGGUGGAUACUGAGGAAGAGGAAGCUCUUGUGAAGUCUGUGGAUGACUUUUUCUGCUUUUGCUAUGGCAAGGCUUUAGGCAAGUCAACGUUGGUACCUGUGCCAUAUGAGAAGAUUGAGAGUGACCAGUCAUUUCUGGUAGUUCAGGGCCUGCCCAGAGGAGUUGCAUUGCAGCAUCCAUCCAAAUAUGAUGUAGUAACACUGAGAUGGAUUCUGGACCACAAGUCACAGAUCUCAUUUGUCAUCAAAAGGGCUGUUGUGGAGCUGAAGAAACAGCCAGCAGCUUUAGGAAUGGCCCCAGUAGCAGUGAAGGAGGAGCUAAAUGAUCCUGCAUACUAUGAACAUAAUACUCCAGGUAGUAAAGAAGAGAAAGCUGCAGAACUGAAGACAACAAAGACACUGCCUCCUGUAGAUGGACUGAAAGUAGAUACUCAGGAAAAGGAAGCUCUCGUGAAGUCUGUGGAUGACUUUUUUUGCUUUUGCUAUGGCAAGGCUUUAGGCAAGUCAACGUUGGUACCUGUGCCAUAUGAGAAGAUUGAGAGUGACCAGUCAUUUCUGGUAGUGCAGGGCCUGUCCAGAGGAGUUGCAUUGCAGCAUCCAUCCAAAUAUGAUGUAGUAACACUGAGAUGGAUUCUGGACCACAAGUCACAGAUCUCAUUUGUCAUCAAAAGGGCUGUUGUGGAGCUGAAGAAACAGCCAGCUUCUUUGGGAAUGGCUAAAGUAGCAGUGAAGGAGGAGCCAAAGGAUCCUGCAUACUAUCAAUAUAGUACUCCAGCAGCCCCUUCGGUAGCAUCAGAGCUGGAUAAAAGAACUGCUCUUGUGAAAAAUUAUCCAGGUCCCCCCCAGAACACAUCUCCUGAAAUAAGUCGAGGUCCUGAAGUCGAGGUCACCAUUGAGGAUGAUGAUGAUGAUGAUGAAGAAUACUUGCCUCCUAGCAAGAGACGAAGGAACACCAGGUCAGCUAAUGGAGCUGCCAGUACUGUGAGAAGGGCAACGAGAACACUGAAUUCUGGUGAUGAUGAGGAUGAUGGUGGUGGUGGUAAUUAUGAUGAUGGUGGUGAUGAUGAUGGUGGUGGUGAUGAUGACGCUGGUGAUGAUGAUGAUGGUGAUGGUGAUGAAGAUGAAGAGUACGUGCCUCCUAGCAAGAGAACAAAGAACACUGAGUCAAUUAAUGAAGCUGCUAAGCCUGGGAGAAGAAGAAGAAACUUCAACUUUGAGAAAUGGAAUGCAAGAAUUACAAACUUGAGAAAACAAGUUCAAGAGGUGUUUGAAAGAAAAUACGCUGAAGCUAUAAAAGCAAAAGGUCCAGUAUCUAUCCCAUACACAACCUUCCAGUCACAUGAAGAAGAAUUGAUUGUGGAAGGGCUGCCAGAAGGAGUUCCCUUCAGGCGACCGUCCACGUACGGCAUUCCCCGCCUCGAGAGGAUCCUUCUAGUAAAGGAGCAGAUCCGGUUUGUCAUUAAAAAUCAGGAGCUUUUGAAUGCAUCACGACAAGAUGCACCACAGGAUAAACCAGUUGCAGGAGUGAAAGAGGAGUGGCAUGCCAGACUCACCAAAUUGAGAAAGGCCGUAGAUGAACUCUUCUCUAAAAAGCUUGCUGAGGCCUUGGGGAGCACUGAGCCUAAACCUGUUCCAUACCAGAAAUUUGAGACCCAUGCUACUGACUUCUAUGUUGAAGGGCUGCCAGAUAACAUCCCCUUUAGAAGUCCUGCCUGGUAUGGAAUCCCUCGCCUUGAAAAAAUAAUUCAGGCGAGGGAGAGGAUAAAAUUUGUCGUCAAAAGGCCAGAGCUGCUAGCUCCCAAUACACCCGCAGGUACUCAGCACACGCCAGACACCUCAGGUAAGUAGGAUGAGCGCGGGAAAGAAGAUUGGAAUAUCAGGAUCACAAGGCUAAGAAAGGAAGUAGAAGAGAUAUUUAAUACAAAGUUUGGUCAAGCUCUGGGGCUUUCAGAGGCAGUGAAGGUUCCCUAUCCUAUAUUUGAAUCAAAUUCUGAAUACUUGUACGUUGAAGGCUUGCCAGAAGGAAUCCCCUUCCGGAGUCCCACAUGGUUUGGAAUUCCACGCCUUGAAAGAAUUAUCCGUGGGAAGUGCAAAAUCAAAUUUGUUGUUAAGAAGCCGGAGCUUGUCAUUUCCUGUUUGCCUCCAGGACUAGCUAGUAAAAUAAACACUGAAGGUAAACAUCCAAAGAGUUCAGAGAACUCCAAAAGUCCUGCAAGCAAUUCAAAGGUCCCAAAGAUUGAAGUCACUGUUGAAGAUGGCCCUAAUACACCAGAAAAAACAGAUGUUCAAAACAAUUCUCCAACCAAUGGGUCCCACCCAAGUUUAAAUUCACAAGGAAGAGAUUUUUCUUUUGACUCAUGGAACUCCAGGAUAAAUGACUUAAAGCAGAAAGUUGACAAAGUUUUCAGUGAAAAGUGUGCGGAAGCAUUGGGGGUGACUGAGCCAGUGAAGGUGCCCUAUGGGUUGUUUGAAUCCCACCCAGACGUUUUCUCUGUGGAAGGACUACCUGAGGGAGUGCCAUUCCGACGGCCUUCUACCUUUGGAAUUCCAAGGCUAGAGAAGAUCCUGAGAAGCAAAUCCAAGAUAAAAUUCAUUAUUAAAAAGCCUGAGAAGUUUAAGGCAGCUAUUAAGGAACACACUGCUAGAGGCCCCCAAAGAAAAAGAAAUUCAUCUAGUGUGUCAAACACAGCAAGCACCGCCACAAACACAGUGGUGAGCAAACCUGAUCCUUCUGAAGAUGUGAACAUCAUUGAAGUAACUCUAUCAGAUGAUGAAAGUGAGCGACUGCGGAAAGCAGAAAGGGCCAGACACUUGAGAGAGGAAGUAAAUGACCUUUUUAGCCGGAAAUUUGCUGAAGCCAUCGGUGUGGAUUCUAUGAAAAUCCCCUACAGGAAAAUCACUAAUUACCCUGGCUGUGUGGCGGUGGAAGGGUUGCCUCCUGGGGUGGAAUUUAAAGCUCCCAGUUACCUGGAAAUGAGCUCAAUGAGGAAGAUUUUGGAAUCACCAGAAUCGAUCAAGUUUACUAUCGUUCGGCCAAUUCCAGGACUUGUGAUUAACAAUCAGCUGAUGGAAAAAGUUGAAGAAGCAGAAGCACCCCCAGCACCAGUACCAGCACCAGUACCAGUACCAGCACCGUCAGCUGAACCAAGCCAAACAGAAGUAUCUGUAGAAGAUGUUACAGAAACAAAAGAAAGUUUUCAAUCAAAGAAAGAACCAGACCCAACGUGGUAGAUGUCAUCAGUAUGAGUCAGAAGCUUCCAGUUCUGAGAAGAGCCUGCCAGGACUCACCUGAGCUGUGUAAUAUAACUGUAUAAGAGAAAUACCUUCUAUACAAAUUGGUUUUGUACUUUUAGAUUGAAAUAUCUACUUUUUCAGCAGUUCUGUGAAUUGACUUAAAGGCUGGCUGUAGAUUUGAAAUGGCUGGUUUUACCUUGGAAUAUAUUAUAGACACAAAAUGUGAUGCAGCAGUGCUGGGAAGAUGACAGAGAUUAAGAUCAACAUGGACUUAACAGAGCCUGUCUACGUUUCCCAAAACAAACAGCUGGAUUUCACCACACCUGGAUGCACCUCAGCUUCUGUAAUAAAGACAAAUUCCUGCCAGA
Messenger RNA from Indicator indicator, 3905 nucleotides. It is a transcript of the gene GTF2I, whose product is annotated as general transcription factor IIi. Lineage: Eukaryota; Metazoa; Chordata; Aves; Piciformes; Indicatoridae. Gene Ontology annotation, cellular component: nucleus. Gene Ontology annotation, molecular function: DNA-binding transcription factor activity. The record is from RefSeq and is a predicted model, not a curated record. The transcript is spliced from 37 exons.